Callorhinchus milii (elephant shark) is the source of this 5509-nucleotide messenger RNA. RefSeq names its product intraflagellar transport 172 (gene ift172). Bases 91 to 5340 code for a protein of 1749 amino acids. Gene Ontology annotation, biological process: intraciliary transport. Gene Ontology annotation, cellular component: intraciliary transport particle B; ciliary basal body; axoneme. NCBI's taxonomy places the organism in Eukaryota, Metazoa, Chordata, Chondrichthyes, Chimaeriformes, Callorhinchidae. The record is from RefSeq and is a predicted model, not a curated record. Gene Ontology annotation, molecular function: protein binding. The transcript is spliced from 48 exons.
GGCUGUGCUCAGGAUGCGGUGACGCGGCGGCGCCGGUUACCAGGGGUAACGGCGGCUGGGAAUGCACAGCGAGAAGCAGAGCCCGUAAACAUGCAGCUCAAGCAUCUCAAGACACUGCUGACACCUCAGGAUGGUGCUGCAAAAGUAACGUGCAUGGCAUGGGCACCGAACAAUUGCAAGUUUGCAGUUUGUACUGUAGACAGAGUUAUUCUUCUUUAUGAUGAAAAUGGAGAAAGGAGGGAUAAAUUCUCCACUAAACCUGCUGAUUCCAAGUAUGGUAAGAAAAGCUACACAGUAAAAGGCAUGUCCUUUUCACCUGACUCUACUAAAAUUGCUAUUGGACAGACGGACAAUAUUAUAUACGUUUACAAAAUUGGAGACGACUGGGGUGACAAGAAGGUGAUCUGUAAUAAAUUUAUCCAGACGAGUGCUGUUACUUGUUUAAUCUGGCCAGCAGAUCAUGCAAUUGUGUUUGGACUAGCUGAAGGAAAGGUUCGAUUGGCUAACACAAAAACCAACAAGUCUUCAACUAUAUAUGGAACAGAUUCUUAUGUGGUUUCCUUGACUUCAAAUACAUCUGGUAAAGGGAUUCUGUCUGGCCAUGCUGAUGGUACUAUUGUGCGCUAUUACUUCGAUGAUGAAGGAACAGGUGACUCACAGGGCAAACUGGCUACACACUCUUGCCCACCUUAUGCCUUGGCUUGGGCUGUGAAUAGCAUUGUAGCUGCUGGAUGUGAUAAGAAGAUUCUUGCGUACGGAAGGGAGGGUCACGUAAUACAGCAGUUUGAUUAUGGAAGGGAUCCAGGUGAAAAAGAGUUUACAGUGGCUGCCACAAGCCCAAGUGGUCAGUCUGUGGUGAUUGGCAGCUAUGACAGGCUGAGAGUUCUAAACUGGAGUCCUCGAAGAAGUGCAUGGGAUGAGGCCAAAGCCAAGGAGAUUCCAAACCUUUACACUAUCACUGCUCUGGCCUGGAAAAAGGAUGGUUCUAGACUAUGUGCGGGCACUCUGUGUGGUGGUGUGGAACAAUUUGAUUGCUGUCUGCGCAGAUCCAUUUACAAGAAUAAAUUUGAAAUGACAUAUGUUGGUCUCAGUCAGGUUAUAGUAAAGAACCUUUCAACAGGAACCAGAGUGGUGCUGAAAUCUCACUAUGGAUAUGAAAUUGAUGAAGUAAAGAUCAUGGGGAAAGAUCGAUACCUGGUGGGUCAUACCAGUGACACAUUGCUUCUAGGAGACUUAGCCACCAACAGACUCAGUGAGGUUGCUUGGCAAGGAUCUGGUGGAAAUGAGAGAUUUUUCUUUGAAAAUGAAAAUGUGUGCAUGAUCUUUAAUGCUGGAGAGUUGACACUUGUGGAAUAUGGCAACAAUGACAUUCUGGGAUCUGUUAGAACAGAGUUCAUGAACCCUCACUUAAUCAGUGUUCGCCUGAAUGAACGCAAACAAAGAGGGGUCGAAGACAACAAGAAACUUGCAUAUCUGAUAGAUAUUAAGACCAUAGCAAUUGUGGAUCUAAUAUCUGGCUAUAAUUUGGGUGCCAUAAGUCAUGAUACGAAAAUUGACUGGUUAGAACUGAAUGAAACUGGACACAAGCUACUUUUCAGAGAUAAAAGGCUCAGUUUGCAUCUGUUUGACAUAGAGAGCACCACAAAGACAACCGUGCUGAAUUACUGCUCCUACGUGCAAUGGGUACCAGGUAGUGAUGUGGUUGUGGCCCAGAACCGGGGCAAUCUCUGUGUCUGGUACAACGUUGAUGCUCCUGAGAGAGUUACAAUGUUUCCUCUUAAGGGUGAUAUUGUAGAUCUAGAACGGAGUCAUGGCAAAACAGAGGUCAUAGUGACUGAGGGAGUGAACACAAUUUCUUAUACUCUGGAUGAAGGGCUGAUCGAAUUUGGUACUGCUAUUGAUGAUGGAGAUUAUGAUCGGGCCGUUGCUUUCCUGGAGACCCUGGAGAUGUCAUCAGAGACUGAAGCUAUGUGGAAGACACUGAGCAAGCUCUCACUGGAAGCUAAGCAGCUACAUAUUGCAGAAAGAUGUUUUGCUGCUCUUGGUGAUGUAGCUAAAGCUCGAUUUCUUCGUGAUACUAACCAGAUUGCAGAUCAAGCAGCGAAGGAAUAUGGAGGUGAUGGCACAGAUAAUUACAUUGUUUGUGCACGGUUGGCUAUGUUGGAGAAAAAUUACAAGUUAGCAGAAAGCUAUUAUCUGGAACAGAACGCUAUUGACAAAGCCAUGGAUAUGUACCAGGAGUUACAUAUGUGGGAUGAAUGUAUUCUUGUUGCUGAAGCUAAGGGUCACCCUGAAUUAGAGAACUUGAGACGCAGUUAUUACCAGUGGCUGAUGGAGACAAAUCAAGAUGAGAAGGCAGGAGAAGUGAAAGAAAACAAUGAGGAUUACAUAGGAGCAAUUAAUCUCUAUCUGAAAGCUGGUCUGCCAGCAAAAGCUGCACGUUUAGCAUUGAAUCGGAAAGAACUUAUGACGAAUGUUGAGGUCAUUAACAAAAUUGCUGCAGCCUUAAUUAAAGGAGAUUUUUAUGAAAGGGCCGGAGACCUCUAUGACAAAAUUGGGAAUCCUCAGAGAGCCUUGGAAUGCUACCGCAAGGGCAACGCCUUUAGGAAAGCGGUGGAGCUGUCCCGCUUUGCUUUCCCAUCAGAAGUUGUGAAGUUGGAAGAGUCUUGGGGAGACUAUCUUGUACAGCAGAAGCAACUCGAUGCUGCAAUCAACCACUACAUUGAGGCUGGUUGUGCUAAAAAGGCAAUUCAAACAAGUAUUGGAGCUCGUCAGUGGAAGAAAGCAGUCCAUAUUCUAGAACUUCAAGAUGACAAGACAUCCUCCAAGUACUAUCACAAGAUAGCACAACAUUAUGCCUCUAUUCAGGAGUAUGAGACUGCAGAACGGAUGUAUGUUAAAGGUGACCAAAUAAAGGAUGCCAUUGACAUGUACACUCAAGCAGGACGCUGGGAGCAAGCUCACAAGUUGGCGAUGAAGUGCAUGAAGCAGGAAGAUGUAGCUAUUUUGUAUAUUAAUCAAGCACAAGAACUAGAAAAGCAAGGAAAAUACAAAGAGGCUGAAAGGUUAUAUGUUGCAGUUGAUCAACCUGAUUUGUCCAUCACAAUGUAUAAGAAACUUAAGAUGUAUGAUGACAUGAUUCGACUUGUUGCAAAAUAUCAUAAUGAUCUGCUCCCAGACACGCACCUGCACCUUGCAAAGGAAUUGGAAAGUGAAGGUCGUUUUCGAGAAGCUGAGUACCAUUACUUGGAAGCAAAAGAAUGGAAGGCAAUAGUGAAUAUGUAUCGGGUCAAUGACAUGUGGGAUGAAGCAUACAGGGUUUCAAAGGCUCAUGGAGGUGCAAAUGCCCACAAGCAGGUGGCUUACUUGUGGGCUAAGAGUAUGGGAGGUGAAUCUGCAGUUAAACUGCUGAAUAAAUUUGGCCUUCUGGAAACUGCAAUUGACUAUGCAGCUGACAACUGCUCUUUUGAAUUUGCAUUUGAACUGGCGCGGUUAUCUAUGAAACACAAAAUCCCUGAUAUUCAUCUCAAACAUGCCAUGUUUCUGGAAGAUGAGGGAAAAUUCAAUGAGGCAGAAGUUGAAUUCAUUAAAGCAGCAAAACCUAAGGAGGCUGUCCUUAUGUAUGUACAUAACCAGGAUUGGGAUGCAGCCCAGAGGGUGGCAGAGGCUCAUGACUCCGAGAGUGUCGCUGAUGUCCUGGUUGGCCAGGCACGGUUCUCCUUUGAACAGAAAGAAUACCAAAAGGCUGAAGCUUUCCUUCUAAGAGCACAAAAACCGGAAUUGGCUGUCAAGUAUUACAAGGAAGCUGGAAUGUGGAGUGAAGCGAUUAGGAUUUGUAAGGAAUAUGUCCCCAGCAAACUGGAACAGCUACAAACAGAAUACGAGAAAGAAGCAACUAAGAAGGGUAUAAUGGGAGCUGAAGGGUUGAUUGAACAAGCCAAAGAAUGGGAGCAGUCAGGAGAAUAUGCCAGGGCUGUGGAAUGUUACCUUAAAGUCAAAGAGACCAGCAAUCUGGCUCGGAUGGAGAAGUGCUGGAUGAAGGCUGCUGAACUAUCCAUCAAAUUCCUAAGCCAGGACAAAACUCUUGAGGUUAUUCAGGCAGUUGGGCCUCGACUGGUUGAAAUCCAUAAAUACAGUGCGGCAGCUGAACUGUACCUUAAUAUGGAUCUUAUUAAAGAAGCAAUAGAUUGUUUCAUAAAAGGGGAAGAAUGGAAUAAAGCCAAACGUGUGGCAAAGGAGCUUGAUUCCAGAUAUGAAGAUUACGUUGAUCACCGUUACAAGGAAUAUUUGAAAAAUCAAGGCAAAGUGGAAUCGCUCGUUGGAGUGGAUGUGAUGGCAGCACUUGACAUGUAUGCUGAAAGAGGACAGUGGGACAAAUGCAUUGAAACUGCUAAUAAGCAGAACUACAAGAUUCUCCAUAAGUAUGUAGCACUAUAUGUUACGCAUCUCAUCAAGGAAGGUAACACAGAAAAGGCCUUAAAUCUCUAUGUUCAGCAUGGCGCUCCUGCAAACCCCCAGAAUUUCAACAUAUACAAAAGGAUUUUUACGGAUAUUGUCAACAUGCCUGACAUGAAUAAUGGAGAUACGUACAGGACCUGGGCUGAUCUUCGCGAUGUCCUUUUCAACCUGUGUGAAAACCUUGUCAAAUCUUCUGAGGCUAAUUCUCCAGCUCAUGAAGAGUUUGAGCAGAUGCUAUUGAUUGUACAUUAUUAUGCCACUCGUGCAGGGUCACUGGGAGUCAACCAACUGGACAUCACAGCAGCAAAGUUGUCAAUCUCCUUGUUACGGCACACAGACACCAUCCCUGCUGAUAAAGCAUUUUAUGAAGCUGGGAUGGCAGCAAAGGCCGUUGGUUGGGAGAACAUGGCUUUCAUAUUCUUGAAUCGGUUCCUGGAUCUCAGUGAUGCAAUCGAAGAAGGAAAUCUUGAUGCACUUGAUCAUUCUGAUUUUCAAGAUACAGACAUUCCAUUUGAAAUCCCAGUGCCUGUAAAACAGCAUGUUCUGGAGGAUAAGCGUGAGGAAAUCCGAGACUGGGUCCUCACGGUAUCCAUGGAUCAGAGAGUUGAGCAGGUCCUACCAACUGAUGAACGAGACACUUAUGAAGCUUCUUUAGUCGCUGUUAGUACUGGUAUUCGUUCUCUUCCCUGCGUAAUAACAGGUUACCCAGUACUUCGGAACAAAAUUGAAUUCAAGAGACCUGGCAAAGCAGCAAAUAAAGAUGACUGGAACAAAUUCUUGAUGGCAGUGAAAACUACUCACAGUCCAGAAUGUCAAGAUGUUUUGAAAUUUGUCAGUCAGUGGUGCGGAGGACUCCCCAGUGCUAGCUUCUCUUUCCAGUGAAGAAAUACCAAACAGAUCACCAGUUCAUAAUACUUUGCUUUAUGUGUGUUUAAUUUCACAGUAAACUCUUAAUAUGACCCAGAUAUCUACUUUAAGAUUCCCAUCUACUCAAAUACUAUUUGUGCAUAUUUAUUUAAAAUGUGUGACUAAAUAAACUUUUAAAAAACAA